CGUGUAUCUUAUCCUGUUCGAACAUUUGUUAUCGUUAUUGACGAAGUUUGAAAAGUAUUGCGAUUGUUUGCGCGUUGUAUCGUUGUGCGUUGUACGCCGACAUUACUUGCACCCCCCGGGUAUUAAGUUUAUCAUAGCGAGGGUGACCUCAUCGCCGAGCGUGAUUGUAUCAGCGAUGAAGACCAAGCACUGCCGAUGGCUAGCUCGUCAACGCGUACGAAGAUAACCUACGAAUAUGCACAAAAGGUCCCUGCCGAGAGGAAAUCCGCAAACAUCGCAUCGUCCAGGCAGCCGCGAGCGUCCUCAGAGUGGCAAAGACGCGCCGGCGGCUCCAUGCGCGCCUGAGUGAGUAUCUUUCCGGCUUAGGCGCCGUCGCUAUGGAGCAGUCGGUGCACGAAACUCCUAGUACGAGCGGCGCUGUCUUCGAUGAUUUCGCUCGAGCUUGUCGCCGCCAGAAACGCCAAAUAGACCCGGCCACCUGCCCAGUUUGCAGUUGCACGCUGCGCGCUAACGAGGCCGAUCAACAUUUGCACUGCGAAAUCGAAAAACUGCAGAAAAUCAACGUGCGCAGCAAACUGAACGGCAAAUCAAAUCACACUACGUCGACAUCACCCACGCACAGCCUCAACGGAGAAGACAACGAGAACGGAGUGGACAAACUGUGGGAGACAUACCAGAAGGUGAGGACGAAUCGGCAGUGCCGGCAAAAGUCCAAAGCCAAGAAGCGAAAAACCGAUGAAGUAAUCUGCCCUGUUUGUAAUAAAGAAACCACUGAAGAGAUAAACCUACAUGUAGAGCAGUGUUUAAGAAAGAACGGCCACACCAGCGAAGAAAGCGACGAGAACAUCGACGUGGAAAAUUUCGAAGAGUACGAAUGGGCUGGACAAAGUAGAGUAAGAGCAACCACAUUAUUACAAGGAGGUGUCACUUCCCUAGGUACAUCUGUCACAAUGGCGGACGAAGAUGAAGAUUUAGUUGUCGAUGGAGAUGAUGCCCAAAUGUUUGGCUCACCACAAUAUUCCGAACGAGAUAUUAUUCUACCAGACGCAGACAAGGCAAGAGACGCUCUACGGAAAGCCGUGUUAGGUGCAGAUGGAACCGGAGAUGAACCUGAUGAAGACGACGAAGAUAACGAACUGACUUGUGAAGCACAAGGAGAUCCGACGAUCGAAGCUCUGAAAAAUCGCAUCCGCGAGCUGGAGAGUCGCGAGAGCAACAACGCCGAAGUUUACAAAUGUUUGAUUUGUAUGGAGCGGUACAAAAAGCCGGUGAUUUCCGUAUGCUGCUGGCAUGUGCAUUGCGAAAUCUGCUGGCUGCAGACACUCGGCGCGAAGAAACUGUGUCCGCAGUGUAACAUGAUCACAUCGCCGGCGGAUCUACGACGCAUCUACAUGUAAACCUUUUGACACGAUAUACGAUCUUACUAGAUUAAUAUAUUCUAUUGCAGAAAAUACUUGUUUAAGUUGUGUAUGAGUUGAUAUUAGAUGAAAUGAAGGACCCAAGUGUGGAAAUUAGAUGAUUGCUGAACAAAUUGUACAUUUUCACAGCACAUUAUGUGAUAUAUUAAUAAGUCCUACAGUUUACUUUUUCAAUAAACAUGUGAAAAUAUCAA
This is a messenger RNA of Dalotia coriaria, 1612 nucleotides long. Its product is annotated as E3 ubiquitin-protein ligase Rnf220-like. Lineage: Eukaryota; Metazoa; Arthropoda; Insecta; Coleoptera; Staphylinidae. Gene Ontology annotation, biological process: protein ubiquitination. The transcript has a single exon. The record is from RefSeq and is a predicted model, not a curated record. Gene Ontology annotation, molecular function: metal ion binding; ubiquitin protein ligase activity. Bases 378 to 1397 code for a protein of 339 amino acids.